AUGAGAAGGAAGCUAAGAAAUGGAAAGGUGGCCCGCGCUGGGAUAUGCCCAGGCGCGGGCGAAAUCGCUGGAGCGCUGAGGCAGUCGCGCGCGGCUAAGUCCCCACUGCAAGGGCGGGCUAGCGGCGCGCGCCCGAAAACCGCCGGCGCCGGCGCGCUGAGGCACUCGCGCGCGCCUAAGUCCCCACCACAGGGGCCAGGCUAGCAGGCGCGCGCAACGACCGAGGCGCCCCUGUCGAGCUGAGAGUGGACUCUUCACACCGGGUACAGUGACAAAGACGUAGAGGAGUUUGUUUGCAAUGCUUGCCUUGGUUCCAAAGGUCACCGCCUUCCCUUUCCCGACUCUGAGUCGCAUUCCGCCGAGAGACUUGGCCUCGUGCACAGCGACGUCCUGUCGUUCCCCACUCCGUCCUUGACCGGGAAGCGCUACCUUGUCACGUUUCUAGACGACCACUCUCGCAAACUCUGGGCAUAUGCGAUCGAUCACAAAAGCGAUGUUUUCCCGACCUUCCAGACUUGGCUCGCCGAAGUGGAGUUAGAGACGAACGCGCGGUUGAGGAUCCUUCGAACCGACAAUGGCGGGGAGUACCGAUCAAACGCAUUCACGGAGUUCUGCAAAUCCAAGGGCAUUCGUCGUCAAUACUCUAUCCCUUACACGCCUCAACAAAACGGUCGCGCCGAACGUGUCAACUAUGAGAUGAUCACCACUACUGUCAGGAGAAGUCGAGAGUCGAACAGAAGUGAUCUAUUUCAGCGUACCUAUGAGAUGAUCACCACUACUGUCAGGAGAAGUCGAGAGUCGAACAGAAGUGAUGAGAAGGAAGCUAAGAAAUGGAAAGGGGGCCCGCGCUGGGAUAUGCCCAGGCGCGGGCGAAAUCGCUGGAGCGCUGAGGCAGUCGCGCGCGGCUAA
This is a messenger RNA of Microbotryum saponariae, 909 nucleotides long. The record is from the annotation of a GenBank genome assembly. NCBI's taxonomy places the organism in Eukaryota, Fungi, Basidiomycota, Microbotryomycetes, Microbotryales, Microbotryaceae.